CGCCACGCCACGAUUCCGUCCACACGCGGCGGGCUCCCGGCCGCGGGCGCGGCAGACCGCGGCGCCGCCGAGCUCUCCCCGCGAUUCCGCGUGGGUCGCACGCUGCUGCGCGUUCACACUCGAUCGCCACAGCGUCCGUCAUCCAAUCCAACCCCCAACCCCCCGUGGGCGGUGGGCCUGCCCGGUAUAAAUCCCCCGGCCGGUUGACGUCUCGUCUCGGCCCACAACCACAGCUCCGCCGCUUCCGCUCUCGGCUUCGUCUGCACGCUACCCCGCCUCGCCGCCGCUUCUCCCUCGCCCCAGCAUGGCCGCCGCGUCGUCCGCCACCUCCGUCCACGACUUCACCGUCAAGGAUGCGAGCGGGAAGGACGUUGACCUCAGCACCUACAAGGGCAAGGUUCUCCUCAUCGUCAACGUUGCAUCCCAGUGUGGAUUAACUAACUCCAACUACACCGAGUUGGCCCAGCUCUAUGAGAAGUACAAGGACCAAGGCUUUGAGAUCCUCGCUUUUCCAUGCAACCAGUUUGGUGGGCAGGAGCCUGGCACCAAUGAGGAAAUUGUCCAAUUUGCCUGCACACGCUUCAAGGCUGAGUACCCCAUCUUUGACAAGGUUGACGUCAACGGUAGCAAUGCCACACCCCUCUACAAGUUCCUGAAGUCUAGCAAGGGUGGCCUGUUCGGUGACAGCAUCAAGUGGAACUUCUCCAAGUUCUUGGUUGACAAGGAGGGGCGCGUUGUGGAUCGCUACGCUCCGACCACUUCCCCUCUGAGCAUUGAGAAGGACAUCAAGAAGCUGCUUGGGAGCUCUUAAACCAUCUGUCUAGAACCUGUAGCGCAAAACUGUAUUCAUCUGAGCGCUAAAAUUUACAAUAAUAUUGUAUCAAUAAAGAAGCUGCUUGGGAGCUCUUAAACCAUCUGUCUAGAACCUGUAGCGCAAAACUGUAUUCAUCUGAGCGCUAAAAUUUACAAUAAUAUUGUAUCAAUAAAGUAGUGCUCCGCUGCAGUGCCCGCUCAAUUUCCAUUGCAUGUGUAUUUGUAUAUUCCCUUUGAAUGGAUUCCAAUGAUGUAUACUAGUUAGUUCUGCUUUAUGCUUUAUCGAAAA
This is a messenger RNA of Panicum virgatum (switchgrass), 1102 nucleotides long. RefSeq names its product probable phospholipid hydroperoxide glutathione peroxidase 6, mitochondrial. Gene Ontology annotation, biological process: response to oxidative stress. Lineage: Eukaryota; Viridiplantae; Streptophyta; Magnoliopsida; Poales; Poaceae. The record is from RefSeq and is a predicted model, not a curated record. Gene Ontology annotation, molecular function: glutathione peroxidase activity. Gene Ontology annotation, cellular component: cytosol. The coding region runs from base 305 to 811 and encodes 168 amino acids. The transcript has 6 exons.